Molecule: messenger RNA, 6164 nt
Organism: Scylla paramamosain (green mud crab)
Lineage: Eukaryota; Metazoa; Arthropoda; Malacostraca; Decapoda; Portunidae
Gene: RhoGAP102A
Biological process (GO): signal transduction
Source: RefSeq, a predicted model, not a curated record
CACCAUCACCACCACCAUAUUAAAAGCGCAUCACCACACUACAGCGCCUUCACCACACUCCACCACCAGUGUUCUGUCCACCACCACCACUACCACAGCACACACACACACACACACACACACACACACACACACACACACACACACCACAGCGGCGGCAGGUGUACAAGCAGUGUGCCACGCCAGCGCCGCAGCAGCAGUGGGUGUGGGCGCGUGUUUACCGUGGGCGGCAUGGUGGUGGUGGUGGUGGCGGUGGUGGUGGUGGUGGUGGUGGCGGUGGUGGCGCCGGGUGUUGGUGGGAUCGGCGCCAGUCGCCAGGCCGCGGGCAGGGGCGCAGCACACACCGGCGCGGCGCCCCCUCCACACCUCGCAGUGACAUGCACGCCCGUUCUGCACGCCCCCUGUGACGCCGCCGCCCGUGUGUCCGCGUGUCCGUGCGUGCUGUGCCGCGUGUGUGCGUGUGUGUGUGUUUGUGUGCCGCAGUGGGCGUCGCAGCGAGGCGCAGCGGCCAGGCAGUGGUGGUGGUGGUGGUGGUGGUGGUGGUGGUGAGGAGAGAUGGCGGGGGGCAGCGGGGCGCCGCCCCCUCCCCAGCCCCAGCCGGACCGCCCCUCCUCGCCCGCGUGACGGCCGGCGGGCGGCAUGGAGGGCGAGGAGUGCCCCGGGGGACGGCGGGGGUCGGCGGGGGGCCGCAAGGAGGGGGGACGCGCGUCGCGGCUCAAGGAGCGAUGGCUGCUGACGCGCAAGACUUGGCGCUACAUGAGCGACGCCGGCAAGAAGCUGUUCCCCGAGGGCGUGAACCCGCAGCGCGCCGAGGACCUGCCGCGCGUGGCGGAGCACUUCCAGCGCGUCAACAGCCGCCAGCAGGACUUCCUGGUGUGGCCGCAGCCGCCAGACACGCCCCGCGCCGCGCGCCGCGUCCGCCGCCGCCAGGCAGAGGCCCCCUCCGACUCCAGCGACGACUAUGUGGACAGCGACCCUGAGGGCGCCGUGGUGGGCCCCACCGCGCCGCGCCCCAUGGACUCCGGCGCCGUCGGCGUGGACGUGGGCGUGGACGCGGGCGAGGGCGCGGGCGCGUGCGGGAUGACGAUUCCGGGGGCGUACCCGUGCUCUGGCAGCCCCAGCGCCAGCCCCGGGUCGGCGUGGACGCCGCGGGAGCGUCUGGUGUCCCUGGGGGAGGUGCGGUGGGAGGUGCCCCCCGAGGUGUACCAGCAGCUGGUGCGCCUGGCGGGGUCGUGCACGCUGCAGCACGUGGCGUCACGCCUGCAGGAGGAGCAGCUCACGGAGGAGGACGAGGAGGACGAGGAGGAGGAGGAGGGCGGCGAGGAGGAGGCGCCCGAGGACCUGCUGAGCGUGGUGCUGCCCGGCCACCGCAGCGUGGGCGUGCAGACCGAGCCGCGCCUCGACAUGUGCGUGCAGACUGACGACGACGCCGCCGCGGAGGACAGGGUGAAGGUGGGCGCCGAGCCGCGCAGUGUCACCGAGGCCGCCGCCGCCGCCGCCCAGGCCCAGGAGCGCGGCCACGCCCCCAAACACCCGGCGCCGCGGGGCCGGAGGGCUCGCCUCCGCCCCCCACCUGCAGCAGGGCCACCAUCCCGCGCAGCACCCGCCAUCCGACGCCCCCGAGGCGCCGCCCAGCGCGCCCCCAGAGGGCGGCACCAGCACGGCCAUGCUCAAGAAGCUAUGGCAGCGGCGCGAGAGUGCCGCCAGCGCCUCCCUCAAGGCCGAGGAGGCAGCGAGGGACGCGCGGCGCGAGGGCAGCGCGGCACGCGGCAGCCAGGUGGCCCCAAGCUGGCCUGGGCGGAGCGGGCGGCGGCGGCAGGGGGCGGCGCGCCCCCAUCGCCCAUGGCCAAGCCGGACAAGACGGAGAAGAAGGGUCUGAAGAACGUGUUCAAGCUGGGCCUCAAGUGUGACGUGGAGGGCGGCGGCGGCGGCGGCGGGCGCAAGGCGACGGACAAGACCAAGGUGGACAAGUUCAAGACAGUGAACUACGACAAGACGCUGCGCAACAUCAAGUCCCGCUGGAAGCCGUCGCCCGAGGACGAGGCGCUGCUGCAGCAGUACCGCCAGCACCUGGGGGCGCGUGAUCCACGCAAGAUCAAGCGCAAGAGCCGCGGCGUGCAGGUGGGCGACCCACUGCCGCAGUUCAUCCUGGCGGGCAUCCGCAUCAACGCGCCCGUGGAGAUUGUGCACCAGCGGCGCCGCGGCGGCAGGUGGCGGCGGCGGCGCCUCUCCAAGGCAGACUCCUCGGACCUGUCCAGCAGCGAGUGCUCUGCCAGCGUGGCGCCCUCGCUGCCGCCCUCGCUGCCCACCUCGCCGCGCUACUCCGUCACCGUCACGGACGAGGCGGGCGCGGCGCGCGACCUGCUGCUAGGCGAGGCGGAGCUGCUGCGCCUCGCCGCGCUGGGCGUGCUGCCCGUGCCCGCGCCCGCGCUCAAGCGCCCCAGCUCUGACGCCUCCGUGGACACCAGCGAGUUUGACACCGAGGCGCCAGGGGGGCGGCGAGCGCGGGAGGCGCGGGGGGCUCGGGGUACCAACUCGCUGUCGGCGCUGCAGGCCUCGGGGCACCUGCACCAGCUGCUGGCCGCCAUCAGGAGCCGCGGUGCUUCCCCGCAGGUGUCAGGGGGGCACGGGGGAGGGGGCGGGGCGGGGGGCACUCCGCGGGGCAGCCACGGCCUCCUACAGAGUCUCCUUCCGGCAGUGAUGCAGCGGUCCAGGGCGGCGGGCGGCGCCCACGCCUCCAGGCUGGUGGCGAAGAAGAUGUGGCGCGCCAGGUCCAAGAGCCAGUCCAGGGCCUCCCCCGCCAGCACCUGCGUGUGGACCCCCCUGGGCGGCAACACUUGGAGUUCAGUGACUGGGCGUGUGGUGUCAGUGGAGCGGGCGUGUCUCCUUCACCUGACGGAGCUGGAACGCCUUACCCUUCAGCAGGUGGCCUUGGGGAAGCUACAAGCCCUGAAUUUGGGGUGCUCAGUCAGGGUCCCCACUGAGCACACAGCCUCGGGUGGGCGGAAAAAGAGGCGCCCAUAUCUCCUGAAGAGGAAAGCCCUCACCACUGGAAUAUUUGACAGCAAGAAGGAAGAAGGAAAAGAUGGCGUGGAGGGAGGGCAAGUCUUUGGUCUUUCCCUGAACAAGUGCCUGGAAAAUGAGAGGUUAAGAAGCAGGGAAAUGGCAGAGAAGGCAGCAUUAACAGCAGCUGCCGCCGCCGCCACCGCUGCCACGGAAGAGAUGAGUCCUUUUAGUAGGAAGUCUUCUAGGGGGGGGUCCCACGCCUCCUUCUCCUCGCUCAAUGAAGGAAAUAAACAGUCCAUGGGGUCCCUCGAGAGUCUGAACUUAGACCGAAAACGACCAAGCUUGGCAGGGAGCACCACCGGGGGAGGAGGGGGUGACGGGUUAGGCCUCUCCCCCUCCCCCUUGACUGCAGACCUCCUUGUGGUUGACCCUAGUCCCCAGAUACCAGGCCUAGUCAGUACGUGUUUAAGAUAUCUUCAGAGUAAUGGUCUUCACACUCUAGGCCUCUUCAGGGUGUCUUCAUCAAAGAAAAGGGUUAGACAGCUUCGUGAAGAGUUCGAUAAAGGCGGCGAGGUGUGGCUGUCAGAUCAACACAGCCCUCACGACGUGGCAACUUUACUUAAAGAGUUCUUCAGGGAUCUUCCGGAGCCCUUACUGACCAGGGAACUGUACGAGCCCUUCAUCAAGACCCAGAGAAUAAGGAACAGAAAGUUGCAGUUCGAGGCGCUGCAGUAUUUGGUUCAACUGAUGCCAGUGCCGAAUAGAGACACUUUGUAUUCCCUUCUCACCUUUCUGGCAACUGUGGCGGAGCAUUCAACUGAUCGCAUCUCGGAGACAGGUGAAAUGUUGCAAGGAAACAAGAUGGACAGCAGCAAUUUAGCAACGCUCUUUGCACCCAACAUUCUACACACAGUCAAGGCAGGUGCGGGUGGUGGUAGUGGUGGUAGCAGCGGGGAACAAGCGACGAUAGAUAUGGCUCAACAAGCAGAGGAGAUCAUUAGUGUUGUGAGGACAAUGAUAGAUCACAAUAAGGACCUUUUUGAGGUGCAGCCAGACAUGUUAGACGAGACCUACCAGCACCUCAUGGACAGCAACCCAGAGGCGCUAGACAUCCUGCUGAGGCGCCGCUGUGCUGGAGGAGAUAAUCGCGGCCAGCACCUGCAGGAACUUCUAGCCUGUCUCCUGGACCCCCCACAGGCCCAGAGACUCGUUAUGUCAAGCUCUCCCAGCCUGGACCUGGAGGUGGAGACAAGCAGCAGUCUGUGUGAGGGCAGCGAGUGCUCCUCCUCCCUCCCACGCUCCCCAACUGACCCGCACUUGCACCACGACUUCGACAGGAGGCGCCUAGAGGAGGAGGAGGAGAGCCGCGGGCGUCGCGUGGGCGGCGAGGAGCGGGCGUGGUUCAGGCGGCGGGACAAAUCGUCCUCGAGGGAGCGAGAGGACAAGCACCACCACCACCACUACCAGCAGCAGCAGCAGCAGCAGGAGAAAAGCAGCAGCAGGUGGUUCAGGCGGCGCGACAAGAGCUGCGACGAGGCGGCGAGGCGGCGCGGCGCGGCGGCGGCGGCGGCGGCAGCGGAGGCGGAGGCGCAGCUGAAGGUGCCAGACGCCGCGCCGCGCCGCCUGUCCUCGCCAGAGAUUGACCGCGCCGGCGUGAUCACCGCCUCGCUGCGCAUCCCCGUGCCGCUGGGCGCCGCGCCGCGCCCCGCCGAGGAGGAGGCGGCGCGGCACAGGGUGGCCUCCCAGCGCACCAGCAGCGGCGGGGCGACGGGUGGCGCGGGCGGCAGUGGUGGCGGCGGGGGGCGGCAGCGGUCAGGCAGCAGUGACUCGUACCUGGGGCAGGCCAUCACGGCGGCCAUGACCUUCCAGCCGCUCAGCAAGAAGAGCGGUGACCGUCUCAGCCAUGACUCAGUGCUGUCCUCCUCCUCCGCCGACGCCUUCACGCUGUCCCCCUCCCCCCGCAACACCCCCCUGUCCGACCCCUCUGCCUCGGGGGCCUCCUCCCCACUCAGCAGGACGGGCUCGCCGCCCCCGUGGCUCAGCCCCGACUCCGGCACCCCCGGCCUGUCGCCCCCCAGCUCCCCCCCAGUGCAGACCCGCCGCAGGGGGGAGCCGCGGCCCCUCACCUCCGUCACCGCCGCGCCCGCCGCCGUCGCCGCCGCCCGGGGCCCCGCCGUGCCGCCCCGCGCCAGGGCGUCCCCCGCGGGGCAACUGCAGCCCCAGGGCGCCUUCCCCCUGGGCCGCUCCCGCACAGCAGAGCACAUCCGCCCCGAGGCGGUGCAGGUGGAGAGCGGCGCGCGGCGCGGCAGCGCGGCGCGGCGCUACACACGGCGGCGUUACACAGGGGAGCGGCACCCCACGGGGCAGCUGCCGGACCUGAGUAGCAUGGCGGGGGAGGGCGGCGCGGGGGGUGCGGGGGGUGCGGGAGGCGCGGCGCAGCAGGCCACGCUGUGGAAGCGGUGGGAGAUCAUCGCCUCGGACCCCACAGAGCCUGAGACAUUCGUGUGACGCGCCGCCACGCCGCCACGCGCCGCCACGCCACGCCACGCUACCACGCCACGCUACCACGCCGCGACCACGCCACGCCUGGCACUGCCACGCCCGGCAGUGCCACAGCCAGCCAGCCUACCUGCGUAGCAGCCAGCCAGCAGCCAGUGCCCCGGCAGCAGUGCCUCUCACCACCACCACUGCCUCAGACCAGUGCCUCGGAUCACUGCCCUCCACCACCACCACCACCAGUGCCUCACACCAGUGCCAACAGCAGUGCCACACAGCAGUGCCUCUCAGCAGCAGUGCCACACAGCAGUGCCUCACAGCAGUGCCACACAGCAGUGCCUCACAGCAGUGCCACACAGCAGUCAGUGCCUCACAGCACCAGUGACUUGAACAACACUCAGUGCUUCACACAACACUGUCUUGCACCAACUGAUAUAACACAAUCUUGAGGGAACAGUGUGUGUGUGUGUGUGUGUGUGUGUGCGCGCGAGAGAGAGAGAGAGAGAGAGAGAGAGUGUGUGUGUGUGUGUGUGUGUGUGUGUGUGUGUGUGUGUACAGAGACCUACGUACAGUUCCCCAGGGGGCGCCUCCCCCCCCCAUUGCCUGACAGUCUUUUCUAUACAACAAUGUACAAGAAUGAUAAUAAUGAUAUAUUUCAGAGA